This is a messenger RNA of Bufo bufo (common toad), 3240 nucleotides long. RefSeq names its product peroxisomal biogenesis factor 5 (gene PEX5). The transcript is spliced from 17 exons. Lineage: Eukaryota; Metazoa; Chordata; Amphibia; Anura; Bufonidae. The record is from RefSeq and is a predicted model, not a curated record. Gene Ontology annotation, molecular function: protein binding. Bases 458 to 2326 code for a protein of 622 amino acids. Gene Ontology annotation, biological process: protein import into peroxisome matrix, docking. Gene Ontology annotation, cellular component: cytosol; peroxisomal membrane.
GGCAGUCUCUUCUUCCUGAGCCCGGCUGUCUCUCCGCCCUCCAUGCUGUGACUGGCAGUCUCUCUCCUCCUCCCUGAGCCCGGCUGUCUCUCCACCCUCCAUGCUGUGACUGGCAGUCUCAGUAUGACAAGGGGUCGUCUCCCUCCACCCCUCACAUGUUAGGCGGUCUCUGUCCUCCCUGUCUGGCUGUCUCGCCCUCCCCUCCUUCUGUGUGAAAAAGAAACCAACUUCAGCAUUGACUGUCUCUUCCCCUGUCCCUGUCUGUCUCUUCCCCUGUCCCUGGCUGUCUCUCCCUCCUCUCUCCCUGACUCUGGCUGUCUCUCUCUCCUCCCCCUGAUCUCUGUACCUUUAACUGUCUCUCCUCCCCUUGAACUCUGACUCUGAGACUCACAGGAAGAGACAGAUCCAUGGCAGAGACCUCCUGAGACAGACGGAGAGGAGACCUCAGGCCGUUGCCAUGGCGAUGCGUGGACUGGUGGACACGGAAUGUGGGGGGACGAAUCCCCUGAUGAAGCUGACCGGUCACUUCACCCAGGACAAGGGUCUGCGGCAGGAAGGACUGCCCAGUGUGGCCUGGCCCCCGGGGGCCACCGCUAUCUCGAAGCCUCUCGGAGAAGCUACAGAAGAUGAGCUGGUGUCGGAGUUCCUGCAGUCCCGCGCGCCCUCCCUGCACGCUCGAGCCCCUCACACCUUCAAGAUGGACGGCCUCCUGGCAGAAAUGCAGCAAAUCGAGCAAAGCAGUUUCCGCCCUGAGCCCCUCCGAGCUCCUGGUGUUGCAGAUCUUGCUCUGUCUGAACACUGGACUGAUGAGUUUCUACAGCAAGAACCAGCGGUAGAGGAAGAGGACUGGAGCCGGGAGUUCAUAGAACAGGCAGACCCCCUUUCAUCCCCCUCUCGCUGGGCAGAGGAAUAUCUCCAGCAAUCGGAGGAGAAACUGUGGUUGGGAGAAAGCGAAGGAGCGAUGGCAGAAAAAUGGAGUGAAGAGUACCAACCUGAAGACGACUUACAGAGGGAAGCAAAAUCUCUUCUUUCCCAAGUCACAGACCCCAAACUAACCAACAGCCAGUUCUUACAAUUUGUGAGGAAGAUAGGAGACGGGGAGGUGUCUCUCUCGCAGAAUCCGAGCGCUCCUUCCCAGACGGUCUCGCAGGCAGAGCAGUGGUCAGAACAGUUUAUACAAGAGCAGGCCGUCUCUGAACAGUGGGUCGAUCAGUUCACCCCCAUGGAGAAAGAGUUUGAUUCUGCAAAGGCUGCAGUGGAGGCUGAUGUUGAUUUCUGGGACAAACUUCAAGAGGAAUGGGAGGAGAUGGCCAAGAGGGACGCAGAGGCCCAUCCAUGGCUGUCAGAUUUUCAGGACUUGUCUGCCAAGUCUUACGAUAAGGGAUACGUGUUUGAGGACGACAAUCCUUUCUCUGAUGAGGCGCAGCCGUUUGAGGCAGGUCUAAAGCGUCUUCGGGAAGGAGACCUCCCUAGUGCAGUGAGACUUUUUGAGAUUGCCGUAAACAGAGAACCCAAGCACAUGGAGGCCUGGCAAUAUUUGGGCACCACUCAAGCAGAAAACGAACAGGAGCUGGCGGCUAUCAGCGCUCUCCGCAGGUGCCUGGAGCUGAAGCCGGACAAUCUGAACGCCCUGAUGGCGCUGGCGGUUAGUUUCACCAAUGAAUGCCUGCAGCAGCAAGCUUGUGAGACCCUGCGGGAGUGGCUGCGGCACAGCCCCAAGUACAACCACCUGGUGAAGGAGGAGGCCGACGCCGGAGAAGCUUCCAGAAAGAAGUCCCUGGGGACGUUACUGUCUGACACCCUGUUCUCCGAGGUUCGGGAGUUGUUCCUUGCUGCCGUCCGUUUGGACCCGAGUCAAGUGGAUCCGGAUGUUCAGUGUGGACUUGGAGUUCUCUUUAACCUAAGCGGGGAGUACCAGAAAGCCGUCGACUGUUUCACGGCCGCGCUGAGUCAGAAGCCGGAUGACUAUCUGCUGUGGAAUAAGCUGGGAGCCACUCUGGCCAAUGGCAAUGACAGCGAGGCUGCGGUGGAGGCGUACCGGCGGGCACUGCAACUGCAACCGGGCUUCAUACGCUCCCGAUACAACCUGGGCAUCGCCUGUAUCAAUCUGGGGGCGCACAGGGAGGCCGUGGAGCAUUUCAUAGAGGCGCUCGGCAUGCAGCAGCAGAGCGGUGGCCAUGGAGGAGCCAUGUCGGACAACAUCUGGAGCACCCUGCGGAUGGCGCUCUCCAUGUUAGGACAGAGUAAUUUAUACGCCGCAGCGGAUGCCCGCGAUCUGGCCACUUUACAGGCGGCGUUUCCUCCACCUUCCACCCCUGCGCAAUGACCACAGUCUGACCGGCUGCCGUGUGAGUGCAUGCUCGCCGGGCUCAGUGAAUGCAUCGGGAAAGCGGACCCCGCAAUCGUGCACUAAGACUCCACAGACCGGAGCCAAGUAUCACCCCCCCCCCCCCCCCAUCCUGUGAUGCCCCCCCCCCCCUGGCCGGACCCCCUUAACAAAAGGCUUGAUCUUUCACUCCAUUGGCUGGCACAGGGAUGAAGGGACAAAGCUGAUUCUUGUAAUUAACAUACUGAUUUUAUUUAAUUACCUUGUGUAGCAGGAGACGGUACUGUGGGCGAGCGGCCAUCGUUAGCGGACUGCGCGGCAUCUUCACCCCGCCCCUCCAGGACAUUACAACCGGUGACCGCCGUCAUUACUUACGUUUCUUGUGUCUGUGCUCAUAGAGAUAGAGUCUACACUAUAUAAGCUGAAUGUGGCUGCAAGAGGACCCGUCGGCUCUUCUCUCUUGUGAGGUCCCUCUGUUAUUCCUUCUGGAAAUGUUAAGAAUCCUAUUGCACGUGGUUGGUACCACGUUCCUCGUCAAUGGGUGCGUGUACACCGUGCUGCCCGUGUCAGGCUGUGUAGGGACACACCUGUGCGAGUAGGAGUAACAGAGGGACGGCAAAGUUCAGAGUAAAGGUUUUUCAGAAUUGUACAGCGGACAAGCCCGGUUUACUGCACCAAACAGAAGCGCUCUCUAGUCCUCUUAAAGGAAUUUUCCAUUUUGAAGUUUUCUAAUUUGGUUUCUGGUAUUUUUGGAAUUUUUUUGGGCAAAAACCUGUGACUUUUUGUGUGCUAACACUUAAAAAAAACAAAAAACUGUGGGUGGGGCUUAGUGGACGGGCUGGGGCCACCCGGUUGACAGCCUGUCCGUCUUAAUAAAUUUGGGACAUCUUACUCCACCAGAAUUUUUCCUAAGA